Messenger RNA from Synchiropus splendidus (mandarinfish), 1959 nucleotides. RefSeq names its product tRNA methyltransferase O (gene trmo). The coding region runs from base 218 to 1546 and encodes 442 amino acids. The record is from RefSeq and is a predicted model, not a curated record. The transcript is spliced from 6 exons. Lineage: Eukaryota; Metazoa; Chordata; Actinopteri; Syngnathiformes; Callionymidae.
UUGAACAUGAACCCGAUAUACUUUAAUAUAGGUUUCAAGCAUGUCAAUAUGUCGGUUAUAAUUAUCGGUUAAACUCGCUUUGUUUUCUUAAAACUGGAACAUGACCUUCACAGUGACAGGUAAUCACGUGACUCGUCGGCGUGCGUGCGCGGCUAGUUGCUAGCAGCUAACCAGAAAGUGGAGCGUUUACUGUUUAUUUAGCUUUUCUCGAGCAAAAAUGGCUCCGUGUACUUGCGGUUGCAGCGAGCGCAUCGAUAAACUUGACCAGCAAGUAUCAGUGAUGCGGAAGGAGAUUAAGAAUUUGAGACAGUCGUUGGACAGCGCAGUCAGAGCCCAUCGCAAACUCCUGAAUUCCAUCCAGUCUGCUGUGACAAGGGUCGGAAGCUCUGAGUCGGUUCAGCUCCACCAGGACCGUCCCAGGUCUCCACCAGAGCUCACAUUGGAACAAGGAAACAUCCAAACAGUGCCAAUUGGUUUUAUUCGUUCCUGCUUUGCUGUGAAGAACGCCACUCCGAGGCAGCCCACCAUUUGUGGCCCCUCCAGGGCAGAACUGCGCAUUGAGCAGAGAGUCUUCAAUAAUCCUGACCACGCUCUGGUGGGACUGGACCAGUACUCCCACGUCUGGAUCAUCUUCCUUUUCCACAAAAACGGUCACCUGAGCUACAAGGCCAAAGUGAAGCCUCCACGACUGAAUGGUCAGAGAGUGGGUGUGUACUCCACUCGCAGUCCUCACAGACCCAACGCUUUGGGCUUGACUUUAGCGAAGCUGGAUAAAAUAAUUGGAGACACUAUUCAUCUGUCAGGCAUUGAUAUGAUCGCCGGCACCCCAGUUUUGGACAUCAAACCUUACAUUCCAGAGUACGACUCCCCUCAUGCAAGGGCCAUUUUGGAUGUCGACCCCUGCCAGUUGAACAUUGAAGGAGCUGGUCAAACUAGUCAGUCACACCUCUGUAACAACGAUGACUCAGAGCCGAAAGAGGGGACAUCAGACGGUCAGACUGGCGAGGUGAUACCCCAGAAUUUGUCCGAAACUGUGCCUCAGUCUUCUCAGAGCGAGGACCUACUCACUGUGCUGGAGGAGGUGAAGGACUAUCUGAACCAAAGGGAGCCACCUCUGCUUGGUCCUAAAAGCAAGUUACAGAGAGUUUCAGAGCCAGAGAGGAGUGCAGAAGCGCUGCAGUCAGAGGAGCCGCUGCGCUUCAGGGAGGAAGACUACAGCACCAUUGCUAGCUGGAUCAGAGAGCCACCUGUUUCCAGUCUGGAGGUUCGCUUCACGCCUCACUCUCAGGAGCAGUUGGCUCAAUUUAUUCCAGGAACCUCGGGAAAUGGGAAGUCAAAGUUUAGGUUUCUUCGUAGCUCAGAGGAGGCUGUCGCCGCCAUCCGAGGAGUUCUGUCCGCUGACCCCCGUUCAGUCUACAGAAGGACCCGCUGCAAAGACCGACUCUUCUUCUUCACCCUGGACACGGCUGACGUCACCGCCUGGUUUGGGGAAGGAUUUGCUGAGGUGCUCCGAGUCAGACCUGUGGAGGGCGACACUUCUGUGUGAACUGAUGACAUUAUAUUGAGCAAGAGUAACUUCAGGUAUUGACAUCAGGGAGAAAUCUACACAUUUAUGACCAUGUGACUGUAAUGAUUUAAUUUUAAAUUUAAUGUUAAGUUUGCGGAUUUGAAAAUAAAACAUGUUUUGUUAACACAUUUUUUAUAUGCAUGUAUUUAUGCUGUAUACGCUUGUCAACGGUUAAGUAAGGUGAGUCUGUCUGAGGUAUUCUUGUUUAUUAUCCGAGUAGAAAAUGUUUGCACAUUCACCCUGACGCUGUCGUUUGUUCCGGCAACAGCGCCUCCUCCGGCAGAACAGUGCAGUUCUCGUCUCUGACAAUACCGCCCGCGGUGUUGUUGCUGGUUUUCAGCGUUUCCUCACUCUAGUCACUUGUAAUGUUACAUAUAAUUACAGACAACAAA